AUGGCGGCAGACAUAUAUAUUGUUAUGGGAUGGAUUAUGUCGAUAAUAAUCAAUUCCAUGUUUACAUUUUAUAUUGGCGGUAUAUAUUGCAUAUCUGAUUUGGAAAUAUCGGAAAUAUCACAAAUAGAAUCCGAAACUACGUCGAUAGUACAAAAUGACAAUGUAAAUAAUACAGAUACAAGUGUUAAAGUUAUGUUAUAUGACUCAUGUACAAUUGACUCAAGAUAUAAACACUUCCAUUUUUUUAUUCCUCAAAGUGUGUAUGAUAAACUGGUCUACCCACAUAAAUUUGAUACUAUGCGAUUUAGAGAAUUCAAUAUCGUGUUCAGCCAUGAUGCUUUUUUGCCUGAUGAGUGCAUAUAUGAUAUUUUAUUAUAUACCUAUAAAGACAAUUACCCACUUUUAAUCAAAGUAUUUACGUCAAGAUACACAUGUUUUUAUGCACUAGAUUCUAUCACUAAUAAAUGGAAUAACUAUCAUUUGAAAUGGAAUAACGCUACUGAUAAAGAGUUUGAUAGGAACGGCGUUAUAUGUUAUUCACCAUAUAUAAAACUUAGAAUAAUUGAUGAUUUAAAUUAUAUAUUAAAGGAUAACUACACGAACAUCUCUAAUACAUCAAAUACAACACCUAAAAACGAAAUUUUACAUAUUACAUUUAUUUGA
Babesia microti strain RI is the source of this 663-nucleotide messenger RNA. RefSeq names its product BMN2 family. The transcript has a single exon. The record is from RefSeq and is a predicted model, not a curated record. The coding region runs from base 1 to 663 and encodes 220 amino acids. NCBI's taxonomy places the organism in Eukaryota, Apicomplexa, Aconoidasida, Piroplasmida, Babesiidae.